Molecule: messenger RNA, 790 nt
Organism: Mangifera indica (mango)
Lineage: Eukaryota; Viridiplantae; Streptophyta; Magnoliopsida; Sapindales; Anacardiaceae
Product: late embryogenesis abundant protein At5g17165-like
Exons: 2
Coding region: 156-545 (129 amino acids)
Source: RefSeq, a predicted model, not a curated record
UCUUUUUUGGGUUUUAAAUAAAAUAUUCUGAAAUUUGUAGAUAUAAAGAAGAUGACAGGUACGAGCUUCUCCUUACUCAGCAAAGCUGCAGCUAAAAGCUAGAGCUAUCAAACCGUCUUCUUCCUGUGAAAUUUUCUCUUUGUUGUGUUUUUUGUAUGGCCGCCAAUUCGAAGAGCUCUCGGGAGAUCGCCAACUUAGGGAAGCGUGUCGCUAACCACUUCUUCACGCGCGAUCCAGCUCACUCCGCCUUCACUCGCGCCUCUAGGAGGGCUGCACACUCUUCUGUGUAUGACAAGAACAUCGAAGAACAGGUUGGUCCGGCCGUAGUCCCGGACGAUGUGAUUGAUUCCCCAUCUGAAAAAUACUGGGCACCACAUCCAAAAACUGGAAUAUUUGGACCUGCAGUCGAGAAUUCCCCUGGUGCAGGCAGGGAACCCGAAUACCAUACCUCGCCUGCAAAUGGUUCUGACGAGUCUGUGCUCGAAGAGAAAGCCUGGUUUCGCCCCACAAGUCUCGAGGACUUGGAGAAGCCCCUCCAACAGUAAGGACUACUGCUGAAGCUGAGGAGAGGAGCUCUCUGCUCAGAUAAGUAAAAAUAAGUUGUUUGUGAUAAUAAUAAUAGAAUUGCAAUAGCAAAAAACUGGUUAAUGCUCUAUAUAUAUGCAAACUUAUAAUAUUUGGAUGAAGUUGGUAUUGUAUUAUCUAGAGAAUAAUGCAUCUAUGCUUGUGGACUAUGUUUCCAAGCUAUGUAAAAUACUUUGUUAUUGUGAUAAUAUUUGGGUUAUUAAUA